Messenger RNA from Pogona vitticeps (central bearded dragon), 1306 nucleotides. RefSeq names its product fibroblast growth factor 21 (gene FGF21). Gene Ontology annotation, molecular function: growth factor activity. The record is from RefSeq and is a predicted model, not a curated record. Lineage: Eukaryota; Metazoa; Chordata; Lepidosauria; Squamata; Agamidae.
UGGGCAUCUACCUCUGCCCUGGAGGGAGCUUGUGUAUAUAUACCAGUGUGCCUGUGAGCCGGGAACAAACCUGAGGUGAGGCAGCUGAAAGGGAAAAGGAAGGAUCCUCCUUUAAUCUGGAUAUGUGAACAAAAACCCACCCACAAAUCCAAUAAGAAUCAUUUUCAGCAGCUGGAUUGUAUUCCUUCUGGAUUCAGGGCACGUGGUGCUUUCUACGUAGACUUAGAAAAAGCUAGUCCUGGUGGAACAGGAAUCCAGGAGUUUUAGGCGCUUCUCCCAAGAAAAGACUAGUGCAGCCUGCCAGACCAAAAACUGAGAACUAGAACCUUGAGCCCAUCCCUGAUUUUCUUCCUGCACUGAACUUCUCCCUGCCAUCCAACCUUCCUUAUCUCUUGGGCUGAUAUUUGAGCCAUGAUGGCCAUUUCUGCCCCUCUCUGGCACUAUAGCUGCCACUUCCUUCUCGUCUGCCUGAUUUUUCUUUCUGCCUUGCCCCCCACUGUUUCUGCUCUCCCUCUUCCAAAUUCCAACCCCCUCUAUCAGUUUGAUGGGCAGGUCCGGCUUCGCCACCUCUACACGGCGGAUGAGCAAACGCACCUCCACCUGGAGAUCACACCGGAUGGCGCCGUGCGUGGUUCCAGAUACCAGAACCCCUUCAGUUUGAUGGAGAUCAAAGCUGUGAAGCCAGGAGUUAUUCGCAUGCAGGCCAAGAAGACCUCCAGGUUUCUCUGCAUGAAACCCAGUGGACAUCUGUAUGGCUCACUCUCCUACUCUGACGAGGCAUGUAACUUCCGGGAGAAAGUUCUCCGUGAUGGCUACAACCUCUAUUAUUCAGAAAAGUACAACAUUCCGGUCAGCCUCAGCAAUCCAGGGAUCCUGGGCCAGAGUCGCCAGUUACCCCCCUUCUCCCAAUUCCUACCACUAGUCAACAAGAUCCCCCUUGAACCCGUGUUUGUAGACUACGACUUCUAUGAACAGACACUGGAUGUUGAAUCAGAGGACCCCAUGAGCAUUUUGGGCCAAAACCCUGGCUUCAUGAGCCCAAGCUAUAUUUUCUGAUAAUCUGGGAGACUUUGGUGGCUGAAAGGGUAUACGGUAUAUGAGUCUUAUCCGUAGGGUACAGAUACCUGUCUUCCAUGGCUGUAGAACAAAAUGCAGUGUUUGGGACAGGAGGAGAAGAAAGAAGACUUGUUUUGCUUGGUGCAUGGACUUUAAUGACUGACAUCAUUAUAGUACUGUACAUCUUGGACUUUGGCAUCCUGAACCUGCCAUAGCUGCAUCCUAGUUGAUGGAUGACAGAUGUACUAGU